Messenger RNA from Carya illinoinensis, 4509 nucleotides. Its product is annotated as protein LONGIFOLIA 1. Gene Ontology annotation, biological process: regulation of monopolar cell growth. The record is from RefSeq and is a predicted model, not a curated record. The coding region runs from base 978 to 4295 and encodes 1105 amino acids. The transcript has 5 exons. NCBI's taxonomy places the organism in Eukaryota, Viridiplantae, Streptophyta, Magnoliopsida, Fagales, Juglandaceae.
CUAGAGUGCAUCUGACCCACGCAAUUCACACCCUCUCUCUCUCUCUCUCUCUCUCUCUCUCUCUCACACUGAGUCAGAAAAAAUUAAAAAUUGCCAACUGUUAAACUCCCACCAGAUUGGUUUAUUUCAUGAUACUUCCUAUCUCUUCUAGCUGUCUUUCCACUUGUUCUCUGAAAAAAAAUCUCUUCUUCGAUCUGCGGAGGGUAUUAGUUUUGUUUUUUGGGCAGCGUAAAGGUAAUGUAGCUAACAACUCCGGGCAUUGUUAAUACUGAAAUGGGUGUUGGGUCCCUUCCUUUCAUUUUGGCGCCUUUGUAGUUCCUAUACAAGGCAUUGUCUAGUUUGUUCUGUGAAAGCCAAUGAGGCUUCUUUCGCGUUACUGAUUAGAUUUGAUUCUUUCGCUUUCUGGGUAUCUUCGGUUUUCCUUGAUUCUUGCAACAAAUUGAGAUUUGGGAGAAAAUCCAGAAAAGGGAUUGUUUCGAUUUCAAAGGGACAGUAUUGAUCUCGUUUGAAGCCAAAAUUUAUUGUUUCUGAGCUGUAAGUAGCUGUAGACAAGUGGGUUUUAAGAGCGAUUUUUGGUGUAUUGUUGAUUAUCAAAAUAAGUAAUUUGAUAUCGCGGUGAUUUCUGUUUUUGGAAUGCUGCAAUUGGAAUUUCAUGAAUGAGGAAAGCGCUUUAUUGUCUUAUGGUUAAGCAUCUCAAAUUCUGAUUUAUACCGGAGCUGUAGUUUGGAAUCAGAGGUUAAAAGGGUCUCUGAGGUGUCUGAAAUCUCUCAUUCUUGAUUGGGUCACCUGCGAAUUGCUUAGAUAUCUCAUAAUUUGUGAACUGCAAACUCCGGCUUCAACGUAUUUGUUGAGUGUAAGAUAUAAAUUUUACUGACGGUGGCCGAAUUGCUGAUAUUCUUUUAUUUGGAGCUAGAAAGCGUGUUGGAGGGACAGGAAGUAGGUGUAUUUAAUUGUGUUAGCUGAGGAGAGAGGGGCAGAUGGCUGCAAAGCUUUUACAUUCUUUAGCUGAUGACAAUCCAGAUUUGCAGAAGCAAAUAGGAUGCAUGACUGGGAUAUUUCAAAUCUUUGAUCGUCCUAACGUCAUCACUGGUAGGCGCAUUAGCCACAAGAGGCUUCCUCCAGGUAAUUCCCACUUCAACAAUAGCAGCCUGGAAAGAGAGUCUAAUUACAUAUACCAUCGACAGACAACAGCUGAAAUAAGUUUAAAUAAGAAUGUGCAUGAGAAACAAAGAAUUUCAACAGAAUCUUCGAGAGCCUCUUUCUCAUCCUCUUGUUCAUCUAACUUGUCCUCUCUGGACUGCAACAAAACAACUCAGCCAGAAACCUCAUCUGAUCGAGUAAGUUUGCCUGAAACUCCAUUGAGAGACCCAGUGAUGAAUCAGACAAGUACCUCUCCAUAUGUAGGGCGGCAGUCCCUUGAUCUUCGUGAUGUCAUCAAGGACUCCAUGUAUAGGGAAGCUAGAGGACUAUCAAUUAGAACUUCAACAAAUGAGGAACUAGUAAAUCAUGCCAGAAAGCAUAGAGAUUCCCCAAGGCCUUUACAGCUGUCCAAGUCUGUGGAUGGAUCUCAUGGAGUUGGGGUUAACAUAAAGAAAAGAACACCUGAUGAUCUGAAGGAGUCUCUUAAAGUUCUUGCUAAACUUCAAGAAACUCCUUGGUAUUACAAUGAAGCAAAUGAACCUCCAACAUCAACAUAUGAAGCGAAAGAUGGGCCAUGGCAUUCGAUUUCAAGGGAUGCUCCCAGGUUUUCUUAUGAUGGGAGAGAGAUAAAUCGUUUAUCCUUUGAAUCACGAGAAACCCUCAAAUCCACAUUAAAGCUUAAAGAGCUGCCCAGACUUUCACUGGACGGUAAGGAAAGUUCAUGGCAGAGUUCCAACUCUGAUUCAAAACUUAAUCGCCUAAAAAACUUCCCUAAUGGUGGCAACUUAGAGGACAAAGCCCUUAAUAUACCCCAAUCAUCGGGAACUCAGAAGCGGCCUCCUAGUGUUGUGGCAAAGUUAAUGGGUUUGGAAUCCUUGCCUGAUUCUGCGUUGGAUAGUGAUGGCCAUUUGGAUGUGAUCAAAUCCCACGCAGUUGAAGAUAGUGAUCCUUUCUCAAGGUCUUUAAAAACAAAGGAUCUAAACAGGGCUAACAGAGUUUCUAAAUCCCCCAGAAAAUCAUCAAAGGACCCAACAUCCCCACGCUGGAAGAAUCCUGAUUUCUACAUGAAACCCAUUUCAAGUUCAAGAUUUCCAAUUGAACCAGCUCCAUGGAAGCAACUGGAUGGAAAUAGAGUUUCACAGAAACAAGUUUUCAGGUCUGCAAAAGUUCCACCAAGGGCACCGAACUCCUUCAAUUCUGUCUGUGGUGAGAUUGAGAAGAGGUUGAAAGAUCCUGAAUUUAAACAAUCUGGGAAGAAUUUUAGAGCCCUUAAACAGAUACUGGAAGCAAUGCAGGCAAAGGGGUUAUUAGAGACCGGAAACGAAGAACAAGCUUCAGAGUUUGGAGUUCAUGGAGUCUCUGAACCAAAAUACACAAGUUCAAAUCAAAAUUCAAAAUCACACAGCCACCAAAUCCCACAGAGAAACCAUGUUAUUGCUUCUCCCAGUAGGGGUUCUAAUUCUUCGAGGACUUUUGGUUCCCCCAUUGUGAUCAUGAAACCGGCUAAGCUUGAUGAAAGAUCUGGUAUUCCUGCCUCCUCAGUAAUUCCAAUUGAUGAUAUUUCUGAUCUGCACAGAAUGCAGGGUUAUGGAUUUGCAGAUGCUAAAAAGGGUUCAAUUAAUAGCCAAACAGCUAAAGAUCAGUCUCUGAAAAGCAGUCGCAGGAACACUGCUGUUAGUUCCACUGAUAAGAAAGCUAGUGGCAGGACCAUUAGAUCAACACAAUUUUCAUCAAGGUCUCAACAUUCCUCUAAAGAAAACACCACAAGUUCCGUAAAGGGCUCUGGAUCUGUUAGCCCAAGACUGCAACAGAAGAAGCUUGAGUUGGAGAAGCGAUCUCGUCCACCUACCCCUCCAUCUGAGUCAAAUAAACCCAGAAGGCAAUCCAACCGACAACGAAAAGACUCAGGUUCCUCAGGUGUAAAAGUCAGACCACAAUCUUCUAACUCACAGCUAAGUGAUGACCAAUUUAGUGAGCUGAGUUAUGAAUCAAGAAGUCUGAGUUGCCAAGGAGAUGACAUGUCUGUGCAAUCGGACAGUAAUACCAUCUUGGACUCAAAGAUUAACAUUGAAGUCACGGGUACUGCACAAUCUAUUGAGGUCAAUGGCAGCCAGAGUCCAUCUAUGAAGGCUGUCAAUUACUCUGCUUCUUGCUCAAUGCAAAAAGAACCCACUCCUAGGUUGGAUGAAGAUGAAUCAUUGGCAGAACUUGCUACUGUUGCCCCAGAACAUCCCAGUCCUGUCUCUGUGCUUGAUGGCUCAGUAUAUAGAGAUGAUGCACCAUCUCCUGUAAAGCAGACGCCAAAUUCCCUCAAAGGUGGUGGUUCUCAAGAUUAUAAUGACAGCCACGUUGUAGAUCAAUGGAACCCUACAGAUAACCUCUUAUCUAAUGGCAUGGAGUCUGGUCUUACCUCAGAGAUCAAUCGCAAGAAGUUACAGAACAUUGAACACUUAGUUCAGAAACUUAGGCGGCUGAACUCAAAUCAUGAUGAAGGCAGAACAGAUUACAUAGCAUCACUCUGCGAGAAUUCAAAUCCUGACCACAGAUACAUAUCUGAAAUAUUGUUAGCUUCAGGUCUUCUACUCAUUGACCUUAGCUCUGAGCUAACAACAUUUCAGCUGCACCCAUCAGGCUACCCUAUUAACCCUGAGUUAUUCUUUGUUUUGGAGCAAACCAAGGCAAGCAGUUUGCUUUUAAAAGAAGAUAGAAGCCCAGGAAUGUCUGCCAAUUCAAAGACAGACUGGGAGAAAUUCCAACGUAAACUUAUAUUUGAUGCAGUUAAUGAGCUUCUUGUUACAAAGUUAUUUUUCACUGGCGUUUGUCCUGAGCCAUGGCUGAAGCCUGAAAAACUGGCAAGGAAGACCUUCAGUGCACAAAAGCUUCUUAAAGAAUUGUGCAUUGAGGUAGAACAGUUUCAAGCCAAGAAGUUGGUGUGCAGCUUGGAGGAUGAGGAGGAUGGAUUGAAAAGUAUCUUGUGGGAAGAUGUGAUGCAUCGGUCGGGGAGUUGGACUGGUUUCCUGCAGGGUGAAAUCUCAGGCAUAGUGCUAGAUGUUGAGAGACUGAUUUUUAAGGACUUAGUUGAUGAGAUUGUGAUUGGUGAGGCAGCUAGUAUGCGAGCCAAGCCAGGUAGGCGUAGGCAGCUGUUUUCAAAGUAAUCUCCUCUAAUUCUUCUUCACUUCCACUUAUCUUUGAUUUUUUUAUUUUUUUCCCCUUUCUCUUACCGUGAUUUAUAUCUGUUGUUCUUUGUCAAAGCAUAACAAUAUAUGGAUAAGGACUCAUUAAGUUCUCUGCUUGAAUGUAAAGGAAUUCAUCUCUUGGGAGUUUUGUAACAUACAUAUUCUUAAAGAUCAUAUAUGUUCUUUGCUUUAA